Messenger RNA from Prorocentrum cordatum, 1455 nucleotides. The record is from the annotation of a GenBank genome assembly. Lineage: Eukaryota; Dinophyceae; Prorocentrales; Prorocentraceae.
AGGCCCAAGGGCGGCAAGGGGGGCCACCGCCGGGCCUGGCGCGCCUCGGAGCCCCCCCCUGCCGGGCGCCGCCAUGGUGGUCAUGGUGGGCCCCCACGGGCAGAUGCCCCCGGAGAAGAAGGCCCGGUGGACGGCGCCCGGUGCCGUCGCGCCCGGCGGCGUCCCAGGCAUGGCCGAGGGGGAGGUUCGCUUCGAGCAGGCCAUGUCGGUGCGCACGGCCGUUGCGAUGACUGGCUCCGUCCUGGGCGGCUCCGCCAUCACCGUCAUCCCAGACGCGACGUCGACGGACGGCACGAAGGUCAUCGUCCGGGGCUUCGGCCAGGCCGUGGCGUGGCAGGAGCUGAAAGACCACUUCAAAGCGUGCGGGCCCAUCGCCCACGCUGACGUCAGGGGCAAGGAGUCAGGCAGGAAGCGGGACUCGUACCCGAGCGUGGGGCAGAUCCGCAUGAGCACGGCUGCGGAGGCCGAGAAGGCCCUGCAGCUGCUCAACGGCAGCCAGCUGAUGGGCUCGGUCCUGGAGGUGAAGCUCCAUAGCGGCUCUACGGACGCCACCAAACUGCAUGUCUCGGGCAUCCCUGCUGGCGCGGCAUGGCAGGAGCUCAAGGACCACUUUGCAAGCUGCGGCACCGUGCUCCACUCCGAGACCACGCCGAUCAUACCGGGGCAGGAGUUCACCGGCGAGGUGCGAUUCGAGGACCCGCAGCACGCGCAGCUGGCGCUGAAAACGCUGAACGGCAGCAGGAUCGGGGCUUCCCAGAUCUUCAUCUCGCUCGACCAGAAUUCCACGGACAAGACCAAGCUGGUCGUCACGGGCCUCAGCCCGGGCACCGAGUGGAAGGAGCUCAAGGACCACUUUGCCUCCAUGGGCACCGUCGCGCACGCCGACGUCCACAAAUCGAAGAACGGCGGCAAGGGCAAGGGCUGGAACUCGUGGGGCGCCAAGGGCGGCGCCAAGGGCUGGGCCCCGUGGGGCGGCAUGGGCGCCAUGGGCGGCAUGGGCGCCAUGGGCGCCACGGGCGGCAUGGGCGGCAUGGGCGGCAAGGCAGGGUUUGGUGCCAAGGGGUGCGCUGGCGGCGCCGGCGGAGGCGGAGGAGGCGGCAAGGGCUUCCCGAGGGUGCCCGGCGCGCUCACGGGCACCGUCCGGUACGAGACACCCUUCGCCGCGCAGGCUGCCGCGCAGCAGCUGAACGGCUUCUUGUGCAACGGCGCGCAGCUCACGGUGGACAUGGAUUGGAACUCCGCGGACGGCACCAAGUUGUGGGUGGGCGGCAUCCCGCCGGGGACCAGCUGGCAGGAGCUCAAGGACCUGUUCUCGCAGUGUGGGCCGCUCGCCUACGCCAACGUGAACACGGGGAAAGGGGGUGCCUUUGGGUGAGCGGGCCCGGGCUAUACCCUUGCCGCGAGCAGGACGAAGAGAUCCCACAUGCGCUCUUUUUCCCCUGCGCAGCUCCUCAC